Messenger RNA from Cynoglossus semilaevis (tongue sole), 14756 nucleotides. RefSeq names its product collagen, type VI, alpha 3 (gene col6a3). The record is from RefSeq and is a predicted model, not a curated record. Gene Ontology annotation, molecular function: serine-type endopeptidase inhibitor activity; protein binding. NCBI's taxonomy places the organism in Eukaryota, Metazoa, Chordata, Actinopteri, Pleuronectiformes, Cynoglossidae.
UCCCUCCCUUUCACCAUAGCCUCUUCUCUCCCCUCUCAUUUUUCUUUCUUUUUUUCCUGCCUUGGAGAAAGUGGGAGGAGGAGAAGGAGGACAGAAGUGGCAGAUCUCCAGGAGUUUGGAAGUUUGUCCCAUCCCAGAUUUGAACUCUGCACCACAGCUCCUCUGGUUUUAGACUGCGAGGUUGUCUGUCCCGUUCUGCCUUCACUGUUCCCUCCUUGUGCAGGAGCCCCUUGUCCUUUGACCCCCUCCCCAUCAGAGCCCCCUCCGACCUCCUGUGUUCCACUCGGAUGAUAAUGACCAGAACUCCAGCUUCCAGUGAUUUUGUAUAAAUUGUUUCCUCCUGAAAAAUCAAACCCAUUGGAACACAGCAUUUUCAGGUGUCCUCUUCAUUUGAAGAUGAGGACUAAACUGAUGUUGCCCCUCGUUGCCCUUCUGGGUAUCCUGUGUACAGGACUUGUCCCAAAACUUGAUGCUCAGGAAGACUGUGCAGAAGGGUUGCCCGCUGAUAUAUACUUUCUAGUGGAUUCAUCCUGGAGUAUCGGAGAGGAGAACUAUGAGCAUGUCCGACACUUUUUGUACGGCCUGAUAGAGGCGCUGCACAGGGUCGGUGGGAACGGGUUUAAAUUUGCUCUUGUGCAGUACAAUACCAGACCACAGACUGAGUUCCAACUCGACAGCUACUCAAGCACUCAGAGCAUCCUGGGACACAUCAAAUCCAUGUCCUAUCAUGGUGGGGGCACACGCACAGGCCUGGGCCUGGACUUCCUGAUACGUACACACAUGAACACUGCUGCGGGCAGCCGUGCUGCUGAAGGAGUGACGCAGGUGGUGGUGGUGCUAACAGACGGGCGAUCUCAAGAUGACGUGUCGGAGCCAGCUCUGGUGCUACACUUAGCGGGUGUCAAGGUGUUUGCAGUCGGAGUAAAGGAUGCGGUGGAGUCAGAGCUCAGGGAGAUGUCUAGUCAGCCCCACGACAUUCACGUGAUCAGUGUAGACUCUUUUCUCAACUUGCGGAACGUAAUCCAAGAUUUAGUCGUGCGGCUUUGCAGGGCAGUGACCCGGCCAUGGGGGGCUGCUGUGGCAAAUGAGGCCCCUGUGGCUGGAGGAGGGACAGCACAAGAUUCAGCUGACCUAAUUAUCUUAAUUGAUGGAUCACAGAACGUUGGAGCAGCAGACUUCCCAGACGUGCGUGAUUUUGUUUUGAGAAUCAUUGAGGGACUUGAUAUAGGAAGGGACACUGUUCGGGUGGCCUUGGCCCUGUACAACUCCUACCCAGAGAUCAAGUUCUAUCUGAAUAGCUAUGACAGCAAGUCAUCAGUUCUGGACGCUGUGAAGGGCCUCACCUACUCAGGGGGCGAUGACUCUAACCUGGGGGCUGCAUUGGAAGAAGUGGCUCAAAGUCUAUUGAGCCAAUCAGCUGGGGGCAGGGCAGAUGAGGGUGUGCCCCAGAUGCUACUGGUUAUCAGUGCUGGGCCAUCCUCUGAUGAUACUGGUGCUGGUGAUCGGGCCCUUAAGAGGGCUGGAGUUAUCACAUUCGGCAUGGCCAUUGGUAACACUGCCAGUGCCGACCUUGAAAUGGUUGCUUCAGACAAGAGUUUUGUCCAGGUAGCCCCCGAUUUCAGAGCAGUGUCCAACAUGGGUGAUCAGCUACUACCGUACCUUAACGGCGUGGUCCAGCGCACCAUUGUUGUUCAGACCGAGUUCACGGAAGUCUUGGCAGUUGGUCGACGGGACAUCAUUUUCCUCAUCGACAGUACUAUGGGAUCAAUACUCGUUAACACUGCUCGUGAAUUCAUCAAACGGUUUGUCGAGACUAUGCCCAUUGGUCCAAAUCAGGUGCAAGUUGGUGUGGCCCAGUUUAGUGAUACCCCCAAAAUUGAGAUGGAACUGAACUCCCAUGGAUCCCGGGAUUCCUUGGUUGCUGCACUUGGCCAGAUCAAACCAAAACCUGGUCAAUAUGUCAAUAUUGGCACAGCCUUGGACUUUGUUCGGGUGAAUAUGCUCCGAACUGAGAAGGGCAGUCGUAUUCAUCAGGGCAUACCACAGAUCGUACUGCUGUUGACCGGUAAAAAGUCGAAUGACAGAGUGGAACAACCUGCUAGAGCCCUACACAGAAUGGGUGUGCUAACUAUGGCUGUUGGCGUCAAGGCUGCUGAUGGGGAGGAGCUAAGACAGAUUGCCUUCUCUGAAAAUGUGGCCUUUUUGCCGAGAGACUUGCGCUUAAUACUCCGCAACCCACUACAACGGCAAAUGGUUGAUGCACUGUCCACACUAGCCGGGACUGUGGUUACGGAGACGCCCACCGCACCAGACGUGGAGAUUACCACAGUGGAGACCCAGAAAGUGGUCAGAGACUUUGUCUUUCUUGUUGACGGCUCAAACUACAUCGGCAGCACCAACUGGCCCUAUGUGAGAGACUACAUGAUCAACUUGGUAAACCAACUAGAUGUGCGACCUGAGAGGGCUCAAAUUGGUCUUGUACAGUUCGCUCAAGACCCAAAAAUUGAAUUCUACCUGAAUAGAUAUAAUAACCGACAAGAUGUGGUGAAUAAAAUCUCCCAACUGAGACUAACUGGAGGCUCAGUUCUGAACACAGGAGCCGCCAUGAGACACGCCCUCAGCAAAAUGUUUGUAUCGUCAGCUGGGUCACGUAGGAGGCAGGGAGUCCCGCAGGUGUUGGUGCUGAUCACUGGUGGUCCAUCCCAGGAUGAGAUUAAAACCAUAGCUGAUCAGUUGGCUCUGGCUGGAGUUUUGACCUUCACAGUAAGCUCCGGACAAGCAGAAGAAUCCCUCCUGAAAACAGUUGCCUUUGUUCCAGAUUUGGCCUAUCAUGACAGCAGCUUCUCAAACAUACCUGCAAUGGCCGAACUGAUGAUGCCCCAGUUGAUAACCGUAGUUGGGGAUGUAGAUACGAUAAAUGUUGAAGAACCUGAAGUAAGCGUUGGAACAGAGAGGGAUGUUGCUUUCCUCAUUGAUGGUACUGACAACGUUAGAGCUGAUUUUGCCUACAUCCAGGAUUUUAUAAUUAAAGUCAUUGAACCACUUGACAUUGGAAUUGACAGAGUGCGUGUCUCAGUGGUUCAACACAGUGAAACUCCAUUUCCCAGUUUCUACCUGAACACUUACCAAACCAAAGAUGAAGUGAUCACAGCUGUCAACUCAAUGAAACCUACUGGUGGAAGGAGUCUCAACACAGGAUCUGCACUGAGGUUUAUGAAAGACACCAUCUUGUCGCCCCAAUAUGGCAGCAGGGCAGCACAAAAUGUCCCUCAGUUUCUGAUUGUUUUGACUGGAGGCCGGUCUAGGGACAGCGUAAAGGAACCAGCUGGUGCACUGAAGACAGAGGGAGUUGUACCAUUUGGUGUUGGUGUGAGGGAUGCUGACCCAAAGCAGAUUCGAGCCAUUUCACACAACCCCUCCUUUGCCUUUAAUGUGAGAGAAUUCAGUGAGCUUAGCACUGUGCCACAAAGGCUCAAUAACUACGUAAGUCUACCAACGGAUGAACUCAACACUAUCCUUCAGCAAGUUGAGUUAGAGUCCCCUCAAAGAGACAUUGUGUUUCUAAUGGACGGGUCUGACAACACCCGGGAUGACUUUCAUGCAAUGAAAGAUUUUGUCCAAAAAAUGAUGGAAGCACUCACUCUGGGUGAAAACAAAGACCGCGUUUCUGUGGUUCAGUACAGCAAGGAACCACAGACGCAUUUUAACUUUAACACCCACAACAAAAAGCAAGAUAUCCUGAGCGCUCUCCAAGAGUUGGAGCAUAAAGGGGGCAGGCCCCUAAACACCGGAGCUGCCCUGGACCACGUCAGAGUAAAUACCUUUGCUGAAGCAUCAGGGAGUCGGCAUCAGGAAGGUGUUCCUCAGAUACUGAUCCUUCUAAGUGGUGGAAGAUCUGCAGAUGAUGUUGCAAAUGCAGCCGCAUCACUAAAGCAGAAAAAUGUUGUGGCGUUCUGUGUCGGUAUCAGAAAUGCAGAUAUACUCGAACUUCAAAUGAUCGCCCACAAUCCUUCCUAUGCUCUUACUGUUGAUGGAUUUGAUAAUACUUGGGGCGUCCAUCAACAAUUAAUGUCUUUUGUGAAAAGAGUGCCUCGUCAGCAGCCAAGACUAAACCCACCGAAAACAUUAGGUUCUGAAGAUCACACAGGAUCUGUCCAACGCGAUAUUGUGUUUUUGCUGGAUUCCUCUGAUGAAAUGCAAAAUGAAUUUUGGAAAAUGCUCAGCUUUGUUAGGAGAGCGGUGGAAAAACUCAAUGUGGAUGAGAAACAUGACCAGGUUUCAUUGGUGCAGUACAGUCGAAACGCUUCAGCUGUGUUUUUACUGAACACAUACCAAACAAAACAGGACAUUCUAAACACAAUGCAACAUCUCAGGCACAAAGGAGGCAGACCCCUUAAUACUGGUGCCGCCCUGCAGUUUGUAAAAAGCACUGUUUUUUCUGCUUCUGCUGGAAGUAGACAUCAAGAGGGCAUUCCACAGAUUUUGGUUGUCAUAACUGGUGGACAAUCCAAUGAUGAUGUCCGAUUUGCAGCAAAAACCUUGACAGAACUUGGUGUCACAAUUUUUGUCAUUGGAACAAGAAAUGCUAAUAUCUUUGAGAUCCAGAACAUUUCACAGGAAUCAAGUCGUGCUUUCUUUGCAGCAGACUCAAGUGAUUUUUCAAAAUUUGAACAACAAAUACUGUCUGCUUCAAAAAAUUCUGAAUACCAUGCUUUCAAACCAACAACACAUGAUUACAGCAGAAGAGAUAUUGUAUUUUUGAUUGACGGCUCUGAUGAUUCUAAGAAAAGAUUCCCCGAUAUAAAAGACUUUGUACAAAGAAUAGCCGCAGAAUUAAAUAUAGCUUCAAACAAGGAUCGUGUGGCCGUUGUUCAGUACAGUCACACAGCAGAGACUACGUUCAACUUUAAACAGUACUCAACAGAGACUGAUGUUCUUAAUGCAGUAAGAAACCUGAGUCACAAAGGUGGGCACCCUCACAACAUUGGAGCAGCUCUCCAGUAUUUGAAAGACCAUGUGUUUACUGCUGAAUCAGGGAGUAGACUCUUCGAAGGAGUUCCACAAAUACUCAUAAUGCUAAAUGGUGAAAGAUCUGAAGAUGACAUAAGAACUCCAGUAAAAAUCCUGAAUGAAAUGGGUGUUGUCUCAAUCGCCAUUGGAACAGUUCAUGCAGACACUCUAGAGCUCCAGACAAUAGCUCAUAAACCCAGUUAUGCACUUUCAAUCACGGAUUAUGACGAGCUUCCUUCUACAACGAGUGAUGUUCUAUCACUGUUGAGGGAGGCUUCUCAGGAAGAAACGAGAAAUGCUCCCACUAAAGAUUUAGAUUCUAAGAAAAAUGACAUAGUGUUUCUUGUUGAUGGAUCAUCUGAUUCACAUAACGGCUUUGAAGGGAUACGUCAUUUUAUGGAAAAAUUCGUAGAAGGUCUGAAUCUUGGUGAAAACAGAGACCAAGUAGCUGUUGUUCAAUAUAGUCGUGAUGCCACAGUGAACUUCUACCUAAAUUCCUAUUCAUCCAAGGAUGAUGUUCUGGUUUCUAUUAAAACAAUGAGUCAUAAGUUCGGAAGACCACUAAAUACUGGCAAAGCCCUGGCCUUUGUCAGAGACAACGUCUUUUCUCCAACGGUCGGAGGCAGACGUAAGGACCUGGUCCCCCAGUACCUUUACGUUUUUAGUGGCGGACGUUCGGAGGAUGAUGUCAGAGAAGUAGGCCAGUCACUCAAAGAUAAUGGAAUAGUGACUUUUACUAUUGGCACAAAGAAUUCUGAUACUCUGGAAAUGCAAACCAUUUCUCUCAUACCUGCAUAUUAUUUUCAUGUCAAAGAUUUUAAUAAUCUCCAAAGUAUUCAUCCAUCUUUGGAAGCCACAUUGAAGGGUUCUCAAGAAACAAGAGAGACCCCAAGUGUUAUUGACACUGAAACAUUUUCAAAUGUAGAGCUUCAAAAGGCUGAUAUUGUUUUUCUCAUGGAUGCAUCUGAUCAAAGUCAAGCGAAUGGCAGACUAGUUUUGGACUUCAUAAAAGAGUUUGUCAAGCGAAUAGAAAUCGGUACAAGCAACGUACAAGUCGCUUUGAUUCAGUACAGCACAGAGCCAGAGCCUGAAUUUCUUCUGAACACAUACUCACUUAAAGAUCCCAUUAUGAGUCAUAUAAGCAAUGUGAAUCUGAAAGGUGACUUUGUACUGAACACUGGUCUGGCCCUCCAGUAUGUGAAAAACAAUGUUCUGGUUGCAUCAUCUGGGAGCAGAGCACUCCAAGGAGUCCCACAAAUAGUAAUUCUUUUUAGUGGAAGACAGUCAGAUGAUGAUGUCUUAAGUCCAGUCGAAGAACUGACAAAUUCUGGAAUCUCCCUUUUUAAAGUUGGGGUUAAUAAAAGUGAUGGAGUAGAAACAGGAGAGGAGUAUAUCAUGAAGGACAAGUCCGACUUUCCUUUAUUAAAAACAAAUUUAAUCUCUGCCAUCACGUCUCACAGAGGACCAAUAAGCCCGGGUGUUGGUACAAAACCAAGGAUUAAAAAUGAUAUUGUGUUUCUCAUUGAUGGAUCUGAUGAUGUUAGAAGUAAAUUCCCUGCAAUGCGUGAUUUCAUUGCAACUCUUGUUGACAACUUUGAACUUGACCAAGGGGAAGAUAAAGUUGCUGUUGUACAGUACAGCAAUGAUGCUGAAGUCAGUUUUAAUCUGGAUACUUACAACACAAGAGAUGACAUUAUUAAACAUAUCAAAAUGUUGAGACCAAAAGGUGGAAGACCACAGUAUAUCGGAGCAGCACUACAGUUUGUGAAGGAUAAUGUCUUUGUCUCAAAAGCUAAAGAUCAACAUCAUCACCGAAAACAGAUACUUGUCGUAAUGACUGGUGGAAGAUCUAGAGACUCCCCGAGAGGCCCAGCAAGCAUGCUUAAGGCAGCUGGGGUUGUUGCCUUUGCAAUUGGAUCAAAAAUGUCAAAUUUAUCUGAAAUGAAUAUCAUUUCAUCGGACAAAAGUUACUCAUAUAUUGUGUCUGACUUUGACAACCUGCCUCUUAUUCAACAGCUUUUAUUAAACUAUAUGACUCACGUUGGAGUCAAGGAGGAAACUAAGUUAGAGAGACAACCCGUGGGGAGAGAUGUUGUUUUCUUGAUGGAUGGAUCUGAUGGUAGUAGCAAUGGAUUCCCUGCUAUGCAAGACUUUGUCCAAAGAUUAGUAGAGACACUCAGUGUGGAUGACAAGAAAGAUCGUGUCUCAGUGGUUCAAUACAGCCAUGAUCCAGCUGUACAGUUCUAUCUGAACACGUACACAACAAAAAGUGACAUUCUUGAUGCUGUCAAAAAUAUGAGACCCAAAGGUGGAAGAGCCCUCAACACUGGAGCAGCCCUCCAGUACUUGAGAGAUAACGUCUUUACUGGGUCUGCGGGGAGUAGGAACUUGGCNGGAGUCCCACAGUUGCUAAUAGUGCUAAGCGGUGGAAGAUCUUCUGACAGCAUUGAUAGGCCAGCCUCUGCUCUCAAACAGAUGGGUGUCCUGAUAUUUGCAAUUGGAAACAGGAACACAGAUAGCGGAGAACUGCAGACAAUGGCCCAUGAUUACAGCUAUGCCUUCUCUGUGUCUGAGUUCAAUGACCUUCCCAGUAUCCACCAGCAACUUCAGUCCUCUGUGAAGACUGCAGUUGUUAAAGUCACACCUGAAUCUCCGACUGUGCAUGCCCAAAGCCCUCGUAGAGAUAUUGUUUUCCUCGUUGAUGGAUCUGAUGGUGUUGGACGAGAUUUUCCCAUCAUUCAAGAGUUUAUUCGUAGAAUUGUAGAGAUUCUUAAUGUUGGGGAAGAUAAAAUUAGAAUUGCUGUGGUCCAGUAUGGGGACUACGCACAGGCUGACAUGUAUCUGAACUCUCACAGAACCAAAGAUGAGGUUAUGAAUGCUGUUAGGGGAAUCAGGCAGAGAGGAGGAAGACAGCGUAACCUGGGGCAGGCCUUGCAGUUUGUUGACCGAGAUGUACUCACUGCAGCACGGGGAAGCAGGAGGCAAGAAGGUGUACCACAGUUUGUUAUUGCUGUCUCCAGUGGGUCUUCUACAGAUGAUGUUAGCUCAGCAGCAUCAACCCUUAAACAAUCAAGGGUUCUUCCUUUCAGCAUUGGCACCAGGGAUGUUAAUCCUUCAGAGCUGCGAGUGGUGUCAUAUGUGCCCAAUUUUGCCUUCACUGUAGAUGACAUACCAGGCCUCUAUACAGUACAAGAAAACAUAAUCAACACAGUCACUGAGUUGUCAGACGAGGAUAUUGCUACGAUGCGUCCCAUAUUUCCAACCAUUGAAGUUAUCACACCAAGACCUUCAGGACAAGAAAAAAGGGAUGUUGUCUUUUUAAUUGAUGGCACAACAGCAGUGCGUAGUGAAUUCCCUGCCAUUCGGGAAAUGAUAAGGAGAGUUGUGGAGAAGCUCGACGUUGGAAUGGACGGUGUUCGGGUUUCAGUGGUCCAGUACAGCGAUGAUCCAAAAUUAGAAUUUCUUCUUAAUGAAUUUUCUACAAAGGAUGAAGUCAGACAGGCUGUGACGAGACUACGAAACAAAGGCGGAAACCGCCUUAACACCGGUCGUGCUCUUGAGUGGGUCUCAAGGAAUAUCUUCCAGAGGUCUGCAGGAAGCCGAAUUGAGGAGGGUGUUCCUCAAUUUCUCAUUCUUGUUACUGGUGGCAAGUCUGCAGAUGAUGUUUACGGUCCAGCUGACCAGCUGAAGAGAAGCCAAGUAGCACCUCUCGCUAUUGGUUCAAGAAAUGCUGACAUUGAUGAACUGCGACAAAUUUCCCUGAAACCUGAGCUUGCUCAAACAGUUGAAACCUUCCAGCAGCUUCCAAGGGUGGAGUCAAAGCUCAUUGAGUCUGUCAAGACUAUAUCCACUGCUGAUAUUAUCAGCAUUGUUACUGUUCCCACUAUUGAUGAAUCACUAAACCUUGGGAGAAAAGACAUAAUUUUCCUGAUUGAUGGCUCAGACAGCACAGGUGUGUCCGGCAUUGCACAUAUCCGUGACUUCAUCCUUAACAUUGUCCAACAACUUGAUGUGCAACCUGAUCAAGUGCGAGUGGCUGUUGUCCAGUAUGCAGACAAUGUUAAAACAGAAUUCUCACUCAACUCACACAACAACAAGCCAUCCGUUAUCUCUGCUAUAAAGCGACUUCGUCAAAUGGGUGGCCGCUCAUCGGACCUGGCUGAUGCCAUUAACUAUGUGAUACAGAAUGAGUUAAAACCCUCUGCUGGUGUUCGUUUUGCUGAGGCCUCCCAACAUCUUGUGGUUCUCACUGGUGGACGUUCACCCCAGGAUGUUUCCAUCUAUGGACCUCUGCUGAAAGGCUCACGUGUAAACUGCAUUGGAGUUGGGGCUGGUCCUGGUGUUGACACGAGACAACUAGCCCAAAUUACCACCUCCCCAGAUGAUGUCCUUCAGGUUCCAGUUUCUUCUUUACCUAAUCUACCAACAAUUAAGGAAAGAUUGUUUUCCAGAUUGAGUGGAACUAUCCCUGAGGAACCACCAACAGAAACAGAUCCAAGUCUCCCUUCAAAAAAGGCUGAUAUUGUAUUUUUGGUGGACGGCUCGAUCAACUUGGGCAGAAAAAACUUCAAUGAGGUGAUGUCAUUUAUCCUUAACCUGAUCGACCUUUUCUUCACGGAAAGAGACAAACUGCAGUUUGGGUUGGCCCAUUAUGCUACCGAUGUAACUGACGUCUUCUACCUCAACACGUACAAGAACAAGGAUGACAUUAUAAGUGCCAUUGGACGAGCAGAGUACAAAGGUGGAAACAAAAUCAACACUGGUGCAGCAAUUCGCCAUGUUCAGGAUGUUCACUUCACCAAAGAAAAGGGCAGUAGGAUUGAUGAGGGCACUCCGCAGAUACUCAUGCUCAUCACUGGAGGGCGUUCAGCUGAUGACAGCAAAACAGCAGCACUAGGUCUGAAGAAAAAGGGUGUGAGAAUCUUUGCCGUUGGAGUGGGUGAUGUCGAAAAUGAGUUGGUAAACAUUGCUAGUGAGCCUACGACUGUGGCUAGAGCACCCACCUUCCUUGGACUUUCUGAGCUCAAUGAGCUAAUCCUGGAGACUCUAGAUGAUGAAGUCAAAGGAAAGCUCUGCGUUGAUGUGCAUAAAGAUACCAAACCCUGCAAUGUAGAAGUGUUGGUGGGCUUUGAUGUUGCUGCACAGAACAUCUUCAGUGCUCAGACCAAUCUUCAGAGUAAGAUGGGAGGCAUUCUUCAGAGAAUCACUAAAAUGGGAGCCAUUAGUUGUUCAUCUGGGCAAAUACCUUCUGUACAAGUGGGCAUACUCGCUGUGGAUGCUGGUUCUGAACCUGUCCAGCUUGACUUUACAAACAAUGCUGAUGAGCUCUUUGAGGCCUUUAGAGCACUUCGUACUCGUGGUCCCUUCGUGCUCAAUGGGAAGACGAUAUCAGCUUACAUGAACAGGUUUAAAACCAGACAGGACAGUGUUGUCAAGGUUGUCAUUCACCUGACUGAUGGAAUUGAUGCACCAUAUGCCACAAUGAAAAGACAAGUGGAUUUGCUUCAGGAGUCAGGAGUAAAUAGUUUCAUUCUGGUUGGACUGGAACGAGUGCCUAAAUUUGAGGAAGCUGUACUUUUGGAAUAUGGUCGUGGGUUCAGAUACACCAGACCCUUACGAGUAAACAUCAUGGACUUGGACUACGAGCUACUGGAAGAACUAGACAACAUUGCGGAGAGAGCAUGCUGCGGAGUGCCUUGCAAAUGUACUGGUACCAGAGGAGACAGAGGCUCGGUUGGACUUCCAGGCACAAAGGGUAGCCCAGGAUCUCCAGGAAGCCAAGGACAUCCAGGAGAUGAGGGUGGACCUGGAGAGAGAGGUCCUCCUGGUAUCAAUGGAACACAGGGUUACAAGGGUUGCCCAGGACAAAGAGGUGUCAAGGGUUCUCGAGGAUACUCUGGAGAAAAGGGUGAAUUUGGAGAACUUGGACUUGAUGGUAUCAACGGAGAAGAGGGUAAAAGUGGAGUUGCUGGACCCCCAGGAGAAAGAGGAAACCCUGGCAGAAGGGGCCCCAAAGGUGCCAAAGGACUGGCAGGAGACACAGGGGAACCUGGAAUCAGAGGAGACCCUGGGACAAGUGGGAAAGACAACAAUCAACGUGGACCUAAAGGAGAUGCUGGUGAUGCUGGACCAGCGGGAGACCAAGGUGGCAACGGAAAGGCGGGAGGCCCUGGAGAAGCAGGAAGAAGAGGACCUGACGGCAGAAGAGGAGCACCGGGACCACGUGGAGGACCUGGGAAGCCUGGAACCGAUGGUGUACAGGGAGAACCUGGUAUAGGAGGUCCCAGAGGUCCAAGUGGACCAAAUGGUGCCCCUGGGCCGAGAGGAGAAGAUGGAAACCCUGGACCUAGGGGACUUGGAGGGAAGCCUGGUACUGCUGGAGAAAAGGGCCGAAGAGGAGCGCCUGGUCGUAAGGGAGAGCCAGGAGAUCCAGGCCCACAGGGUGCUGUUGGACCACUUGGCCCCCAUGGAGAGCCUGGUGAAGAUGGUAGGGAUGGAUUUGGGUCUCCAGGGCCCAAGGGAAGAAAGGGUGACCCAGGCUUUCCAGGACGCCCAGGAGAAAAGGGCGCAGCUGGUGACCCUGGCAGCAAAGGUGGACCUGGACCUAGAGGAAACCGUGGACAGAGAGGUGUCUCUGGAAACAUUGGUACACCCGGACAGAAAGGAGAGGUUGGAUAUCCUGGACCAUAUGGCCAGAAAGGACCAAAAGGACCAGGUGUUGUGCAAUGUGAACUAGUCAAGAAGAUAAGGGACAACUGUCCAUGCUGUUAUGGUCAGAAGGAAUGCCCACUCUACCCUACUGAGUUAGCCUUUGCCCUUGACGCUUCUCAGAAUGUUGACCGUCGAAUUUUCAACAACAUGCGUGACACUGUGCUGCGUCUGCUCAGAAACAUUACCAUCUCAGAGAGUAACUGCCCAAGAGGCGCCCGUGUUGCCUUGACUCUCUACAACAGUGAGGUCACAACUGAGGUUCGCUUCGCUGAUGCAAUGAAAAAGCGUGCUCUGCUGCAGCGUGUUGAAGGACUGCAAACCCUACAGACGAGCAAAGAGCGUAGCCUACCUACAGCAAUGAGCUUUGUGGCCCAGAACACCUUCAAGAGAGUGCGCAGCGGUUUUCUAAUGAGAAAGGUGGCCAUCUUCUUCGUAGGCGGGUCACUCGGUCAGGUACAAGGAAUCACCAACGCAGCCAUGCGCUUGCAUGAUGCCGGAAUUGCUACCCUCUUCUUGGUCAAUCGUGAGGAAAGAGGACUUGGCAGAGCACUGCAGGUCAACAACACAGCUCUUGCCCAGGUGAUUGUCCUUCCCAGUCCAGGAAGUGCUCAGUACAACUCAGUGAUCCAGAAGAUUUUGAACUGCCAUGUCUGCUUUGAUCUCUGCUCUCCUGACCAAAUCUGCGACUAUGCGCCUCCACUAACCAGUCGAGACCGGCGAUCCUCGGCCACAGACAUUGAUAUUGACAUGGCUUUUGUCAUGGACAGCUCAGAAUCCACUUCCCCAACCGCCUUUACUGAGAUCAAACGCUAUAUAGCACAAAUAGUAGAUCAGCUAGAGGUGUCUUCAGAUCCAACAACAUCCGUUCAUCAGGCCAGAGUGUCUGUGAUCCAACAGGCAACCUAUGAGUUCAUCCACAACAAAACUGGCUCUCCUAUUCUUGUAGACAUAGGCCUGACUGAGCACAGAUCAGCCAUCAGAUUCCUGGUGGAGAAGACCCCGCAGUUAGAGGGCGGGCGGGCACUAGCAGCAGCCAUUGAAUCUACCGUAGAGCAAGUGUUUGAUAAGGCGCCUCUUCAACGUGACAGGAAAGUGCUUGUGCUCUUCGUGACAGGAAAUGUGGAAGAAGAUGAAGAGCAGUUGGUGCGUAUCGCCACUGAGGUUAAAUGUAGAGGCUUUUUCGUCGUCAUACUGGGUGUCGGCGAGAAGCUGACUGCCAGUGAUUCUCGGGUUUUAUCACGUAUGGCUAGUGAGCCAUCAGAUGUUUUCUUUAAACGACUGGACAGCAUCUCUCAGUUCUACGACAAAUACCUCCAGACCUUCAGCCAACUGAUGCCCAAAUAUAUAGCCAUUGAAAAUGCUUUCUACAUGUCGCCAGAAGUUUCCAAAAACUGCAAAUGGUUUCAGAGUGACCAGCCUAUGAAAAACCCGUUCACAGGAACCUCUUCACAGCAGAAUAAACAUCAGAAAUCACAUGAGAUUCACCAACCAGUGCAACCAAAAAAACACAAAGAUGGGGACGAGCUCCACGUCUCCAACGUCACCUCCAGCAGUUUUAAAUUACGCUGGAGCAGCCCAGACCCCGUGCUCUUUGUUUAUUUUGAGGUAUUGGUGACAAGGUUGUCCGACCAUGGACUGGUAUUAAAGACCAACGUCUCUGGCACCGAACUUUCUGUGGACAACUUACAAAGUGCCCAGACUUACCACACAGUGGUCACUGCCUACACCGCACACGGUCAAAUUGUCUCCACCCGCAAAGGAAUCGUCACUACCAAAACAGCAGACCAUAAGCCAGUCAAGACUGUAAGACCUACAUCAACAAGUGUUAAUGAGCAUGUUGACCCAUGCUCACUUGACUAUGAUGCUGGAAUGCCAUGCAAAGAGUAUCAGGCUAAGUGGUUCUUUGACAGAAAGAACGGGAUCUGUACACAGUUCUGGUAUGGAGGUUGUGGCGGCAAUGAGAAUAGGUUCGACACUGAGACUGUCUGCUUGAAAAACUGCAAGAGGUCAGUACCUGAGCCUCCAGCAAAGGUGGAGCAGAGUGAACAGGUGGAGAUCCUCCAAGCUCCUGCAGCCCUCAAAGCUGUAGACAUCUGCCAGCUUUCCAAAGAAGAAGGCGCAUGUGCCAAGUUUGUCCUGAAGUGGCACUACGACGCCCCCAGCAAGAGCUGCACGCGCUUCUGGUACGGAGGAUGCGGGGGGAACCAGAACCGCUUCGAUACAUACGAGCAGUGCGUGAAGGCCUGUGGAGAAGCAGCACCCGUCCAACGAGGAGUCAUCGCUGCGAUCUAAAGGUGGAACCAAAGAGAAGAACUCUUACAGGAGAGUUAGGAGAACCUUCCAUCACGGCCGUACUGUAAGGAUGUAAUACCAAACCAAUGGUGGCUGCACUGGAACCACACAAACGGACUUUAUACCCGCGAUUCUUGAAGUAGUCAUUUCUUCACUAAGAGAACGGAGGCACGUGAUUGGCUGCCCUUGUUGUCUGUUGGUGCUACAUAGUAAACAUAGUUUUUUACAGAUGUUAAAGGCAUUCAUUUUGAAAAGGUCCAUUUUCUGGAACGCCAUAUUGAGUUAAAUUUCUUUAAAUGUAAAAAUGAAGAUUAGCGAUAAAUCAACAGAUGAUUUUUUUUAAUUUUGUUUGUGUUUUUUUUUUUUACACGUUCCACAUUCUUUAUAAAACACACACUCUGACGGGUUUUUGCUUUUCUCACACACUUUUGAUUCUAUUUGAUUGACGGCUUCACCGCGUCACCAUGGCAGUUGUUUUUUUUUGUUGUUUUGUUUGUUUGUUUUUUUACAAAUGGCAGCAUGUGUUUUUUAUUACAGCAACUGCUUGGAAAAAACUAAAAUGUAAAAAACAAAGUGCAUUUCUGGAGCCACUGCUUCACACACACACACACACACACACACACACGCGUUCAAGUUAUUAAAGAAUGAGAUGUACGUGUCCGACUGCUGUCGCGUCAUUUGGUUUCAUCUGGUGCUGAGAAAAUAAACUUCUUCAGACUUUUUAAUAAACGUCAGCAACUGAU